Messenger RNA from Trachymyrmex septentrionalis, 12013 nucleotides. RefSeq names its product hemocytin (gene Hml). NCBI's taxonomy places the organism in Eukaryota, Metazoa, Arthropoda, Insecta, Hymenoptera, Formicidae. Gene Ontology annotation, cellular component: extracellular region; extracellular matrix. The coding region runs from base 67 to 11928 and encodes 3953 amino acids. Gene Ontology annotation, molecular function: protein binding; chitin binding. The record is from RefSeq and is a predicted model, not a curated record. The transcript has 29 exons.
CAUGCGUUUUGUCCAAGGUACAAAUGUAAAACUUUUUCUGGAACAAAGUUAUAUCGUGCAGGUACCAUGGUGCCGUUGCAAAUACUUGAACUUUUAUUCGUGCUGAUUAUUGUUGCAAGCAAUAUAAGACAAGGAAAUGGAUAUUCAGAGGAUAUGAACGCGCAAGAAGUAAAUGAGGAGGAAGAUAUGUUAAAAGAUGCGCCAGAUUCAGCGAUUGGAGGUUCCUAUAAUGUUAAAAGCAGCAAAGGAGGAAGACGCGUAUUUGCAGGGGGUUGUACCCGUAGACCGAACGCGCCUGUGAACGGCAAAAUAAAAUGUUCUCUGGACAGUGGUUGUACCGCAAGUUGUGCGUCUGACUAUAAAUUUCCAAACGGUGCGUUUCAACUAACGAUUACCUGCGUCGAUAAGGAAUGGCACGUUGGAGGAACCGAGUGGAACUCUGUACCACAUUGUGAACCGAUCUGCAUGCCGGAAUGUCAAAAUAAUGGAAUAUGUGUUGCGCCUCAUCAUUGCGACUGUCCCAAACACUUUACUGGUCCGCAGUGCCAAUUCGAAGAUAGACCAUGUUUAAAUUAUUCUCCACCCGUUCUCAAUUCUUAUAAAAGAUGUAAUGCGAAAACAUGCACUAUAUCUUGUAUGGAGCGUUUUACUUUUCCCGACGGUUCAUCCGUCGCUAAUCUAAUCUGUAAGAAUGGGAGUUGGAUGCCAACUAGAAGCGAUUGGGUUUCAAUUCCGGAUUGCGAACCUGUGUGCGAUCCACCUUGUCAAAACGGUGGCAAUUGUCUGCCGAUGAAUGUAUGCCAAUGUCCACAGGAUUAUCGAGGACCUCAGUGUCAAUACUCUGCUGAUGUUUGCGAUGCCGAGAAACUACAUUUCAACGGUGGAUAUUACUGCAAAGAUUCUGGCGACACGUAUUCUUGCACGCUCUACUGCCCAUCAGGAGUGCAAUUCGAAUUUCCGGCUUCUUCGGUUUACACUUGCACUUACGAUAAAGGAAUCUUCGAACCGCAGCCUGUACCGCAAUGCAAGAUUGACAAUAACAUCAAGAUCAUUUCACAUGGCACAUUCCACAACACCUACGUACGGGAAUCGAAUCACUCCUGGUCAAUGGAAAAUGUUUAUAACACCAAAACGAAACACUCUGAAGAGAUUUAUGAAAAGUACAGGGUUUACGACAGCAAUGUGUCACAUCCAAUUCGAUUUAAUGAUGAUCGCAUAACGGUCUUUGAAAUAAAUCGACCGAAACCGAAAAUAUGCUUCACCUGGGGAGGCGCGCACUACAAAACUUUCGAUGACAGAAUCUACAGCUUCGACAGCGACUGCUCGCACACGCUUCUUCGGGAUACUCAAGACGGCGUUUGUACAAUCGUGGUAUCGAAUGGUCCGGGCUGCAGAAUCGGAUCGGAUCGUCAUUGCUCCAAGAUCGUGAAACUAUUUGUGCACGACAAGAAGUACGUACUCACCAGCGACGACAUAGGUAUGCCGAUAUUUUCCAACAACAAACGAUCGUUGCCGAUACCGAUAUACUUGCCUGGAUUGCGCGUGGACAAAUCCGCGCAUUUCAUCCUCGUCUCUCUCGACUCGCUGGGCGUGAAGCUGAAGUGGGACGGCGCCUUGCUAUUGCAGAUUGAAGCUUCUGAGAGCAUGUGGAACAAAACGGCUGGCCUAUGCGGUACUAUGAACGAUGAUCCAAACGAUGAAUUCUUAAUGAAGACUGGAAGUUACGCUCGAACUGUAACGGCGUUGGCAAGUUCUUGGCGUGUCGGAAGUUUCGAAGAAACAUGUGAUGAUUAUCCAAGUAUUCAACAUGCGUGUGAAUCGAAAGACAAGUUUGCCCAUGAUGCACUCCAGUUCUGCGUCCAGUUGCUCUCCAACAAUAAAUUUAAGGCGUGCGCUGACACAAUUAAUCUUCCUGAACUGACCGAUGCAUGUUUGUGGGAUUAUUGCGCGUGCAAACACGAAGACAGAAGAAAAUGCGCCUGCGACACGAUGGACGUUUAUAUCCGCCAAUGUGCUCACAAAGGAAUUGCGCGAUCAACAGCGUGGAGAAACGAUGAUACUUGUCCGAUUAACUGCGAUGGUGGACAAGUGUAUAUGUCAUGCGGUCCAAAGGUGGAAGCGUCUUGUACUUCUAGUAUCGAAGCAACAAGCGAGAGUUCUGAGUGCGAGGAGGGCUGUUUCUGUCCUGCAGGUACCUUGGAGCACCAAGGGAAAUGUGUCACUCCAGAGGAGUGCCCAUGCAGGUUGAGGGGCAAAUUGUUCCAGCCAGGCACAAGCGUGCCAAAAGGCUGCAAUACUUGCACAUGCACUUCCGGUAAGUGGGUGUGCACGCAAAUACGAUGUGGUGCUAGAUGCGCCGUCUUGGGCGACCCGCAUUAUACUACGUUUGAUGGCAAACACUACGAUUUUAUGGGAAAGUGUAAAUAUUACUUAAUGAAAGGAGAAAAUUACACGAUCGAAAGUGAAAAUGUUCAGUGUUCCGGAGCGAUAUCUCAGAGUAUGGGCUUUACUUCUGCAGGCUCCCCAUCGUGCGUCAAGGCUGUUACAAUUACUUUCAAGAAUACCUCUAUAAAAUUAAAGCAGAAUCGCCAGAUUACGAUAAAUGCUGAUGAAAUAACGAAGUUCCCGACGCUUUUUGAUGGUGCCCGAAUACGAAUUGCGAGCAGCAUAUUUAUGGUGAUUCAUCUGCCAAACGCUUUGGAAGUGUGGUGGGACGGUGUAUCACGUGUUUACAUUAAUGCUCCUGCUGAAUUUCACGAUCAAACGAAAGGACUUUGCGGAACAUUUACCGAAAAUCAAAAGGAUGAUUUUAUAACUCCUGACGGUGAUAUUGAACCCGCGGCGAUCGCCUUCGCCAAUAAGUGGAAGACAAGUGAAUAUUGCGUUAAUGAGCCUGAGAAUGAAUCAAAACAUCCCUGCGAGUUAAAUCCUGAAAGGCGCGCGACCGCGGAAGAACACUGCUCCAAAAUACAUAGUGAUAUUUUCUCAGAUUGCCAUUGGCAUGUCGAUCCGACGGAAUUUUACCGAGAUUGCAUGUACGAUAUGUGCGCAUGCGAUGCUGAUAUAAAAUCGUGUCUUUGCCCUAUGUUAGCAGCGUAUGCAAAAGAUUGCGCGGCUCUAGGCGUAAAGCUUUCGUGGCGCACUGAGAUUGAUGAAUGUAAAAUUCAUUGCAGCGGCGGACAGACUUAUCAAAUCUGUGGAAAUAGUUGCACAAGAUCGUGUACGGACAUCUCCUUUUAUCGGGAUUGUAAGCAAGAAUGCGUAGAAGGUUGCAACUGUCCAGAAGAUCAAACAUUAGACGUGAAUGGCGAGUGCGUCCCAAUCGCUCAGUGUCCCUGCGUGCAUGCAGGUCGCGAAUACAAGCCUAAUCAUCGAGAAGUCCGUCCAGGCAACAAGGGACAAGAGCUUUGCUCUUGCAUAGGCGGUGUAUGGGAAUGCCGGUUAGCAACGCCAAACGAAAUUCGGGAGUAUCCACCGGUCACAGAAUUACUCUCUGUUUGCCAGGCUAGCAAACAUCUGGAAGUGACAGAUUGCGAGCCGGUGGAGCAGAGAACUUGUAGCAACAUGCACAUACAAAGCGAACAGACACCAUCAGUGUGCACAUCUGGUUGUGUCUGCAAAUCCGGAUAUGUUUUAGAUACACCAAAUGGUGCUUGCAUCAAAGAAGAGGACUGUCCCUGUCAUCAUGGCGGAAAGAGCUACAAACAAGGCUCAGUUAUACAAGCCGAGUGUAAUACUUGUACGUGCGAGGGCACCAAAUGGAAAUGCACGGACAGAACUUGCGCAGGAGUCUGUUCUGUAUGGGGUGAUUCGCAUUAUAAAACAUUUGACGGUAAAACAUAUGAUUUCCAAGGUGUCUGCGACUACGUUUUGGUGAAGAGUACUUUGAAUAAGGAAGAUUGUUUUGAUGUUUCGAUUCAGAACGUACCUUGUGGUACAAAUGGAGUUGCGUGCUCGAAAUCGAUCAAGCUUACGAUUGGCAGUGGUGAACAACAGGAAGAGUUAAUUUUGACAAAAGGAAAGGAGUUACCCAAGGGAUCUUUUAAGAGAUUAUCGAUAAGGUCCGUUGGUCUCUUCGUAUUUGUUGAUGUGCCAGAUUUAGGAUUGGUGCUGCAAUGGGAUAAAGGUACCAGAGUUUACGUAAGAUUAAAUCAGGAAUGGAAGGGUCGCACGAUGGGUCUAUGUGGCGAUUACAACAAUAAUGCCGAGGACGAUUUUAAGACACCAUCUGGAGGGAUAUCUGAGGCUUCCGUCAAUCUGUUUGGGGAUUCAUGGAAAAAGGAUACGUUCUGUCCUGAACCGAAAGAUGUACAGGAUGUCUGCGAACAACAUCCUGAACGUAAACUAUGGUCGCUACGACAGUGCAACGUGCUGAAGUCAUCAUUGUUCUCACCGUGUCAUUCCGAAGUGGAGGUCGAGCCGUAUCUGCGCAACUGUAUUUUCGACACAUGUAGCUGCGACGCCGGUGGCGACUGUGAGUGCCUGUGCACGGCGUUGGCUGCAUACGCGCACGAAUGCAAUGUACGAGGUGUCCCGGUGAAAUGGCGAACGCAAGAACUCUGCCCGUUGCAGUGCGAUGAGAAAUGUAGCACGUAUUCACCUUGUGUUUCGACCUGUCCGCGUGAAACGUGCGAUAAUUCUAUGAUUGUGAGAGAUGGCUCGCAUCUAUGUGCGGAGGAUACAUGCGUGGAGGGCUGCCAGUUUCAAUCUUGUCCCGAAGGCCAAGUGUAUCGAAACGCCAGUUACACGGAAUGUAUACUCAAAUCGACGUGCCCAAAACCUUUCUGUAUCGAGCUUGAUGGGAUGACAUAUUAUGAGGGUGACAGAGUUAGUGGUGACGAUUGCCACAGUUGCUUUUGCAGUCGUGGCAAGGUGAUCUGCAAAGGAGAAGCCUGCACCAGCAUGACUACCGCUGGUACUACUGCUGUGCCCUUGGCGGAACCCCAGAAAUGCAUAGAUGGCUGGACCACGUGGAUCAACAAGGAUCCAGCGGUGAAAGGAAAGAAGUUCUUGGAUGUGGAACCCUUGCCCAAGUCGAUGGAUCUUGCUAACGCAAACGGAUUUGCAGUUUGCGACAGGGAGUACAUAGUUGAUAUAAAAUGCAGAUCUGUUAAAGAACACUUAAGUCCAAAGGAGACCGGUUUGGACGUGGAGUGCAGCUUGGAGCGUGGUUUGUAUUGCCAAUCGCAUCCGGAUCUUCCUUGCAUAGAUUUCGAGAUUAGCGUAUUAUGCCGUUGCUCUGAACCAACUACGCACGGUAUCGAAAAGACAACGGAGAUUACGGGGGAAGGGGAAAAAUGUGACGUCGCGCAGCCCAAUUUGCCACAUCCGACGAAUUGUCAGCUGUUUUAUCAGUGCGUUUCUACAUUGACGGGACAAGAAUUGAUAGAAAAAUCAUGUAGUCCCGGUACUCUUUACAAUUCGAAGAUUCACGUGUGCGAUUGGCCGACAGAAGUUUUACGCACGCGACCAGAAUGCUCGGUUGAGUCCGGAGGAACUACGCAAGCCAGUGGCAAAACCCAGUGGAGCAGCAAUAGUAUCAGUCAUUACAAUAACACACUGUCGACCACAGUGGAAAAAAUAGUAUCAACUAUGAAGGUGUGCAAGGAAGACGAGACAUGGAGUGAAUGCGCAAUCCAGUGCGCUAGGGCGUGUCAGUACUAUCGUCACAUUCUAAUGACGCAGGGUCUUUGCAACGAAGGUACUGAUUGCGUUUCCGGAUGCGUCUCGAUCGACCGACCGACGUGUCCUUCGCACAAGUUUUGGAGAGACGGUAUCACUUGCGUGGAGGCGAAUCACUGUUCUUGUAAGUCCCAUGAUGGAGGCUCAGUUGCGCCCGGUGCUAUAAAAAAAGAAUCUGACUGCGAGACCUGCCAAUGUGUCAAUAAUUAUUAUACUUGCGAUACAGCUUUAUGCGAUAUCUCGGGUCAUGAAGUGACAGCUGAAACUGGAAGAGGACCGGAAACAACCACACAACCACCGCUCAGUACGACCUUGAGAAGUACUUGGGAAACAUUACCAGUCAUCGGAUCAUCCGUCAGUGAGCAAACGAUUCUUCUACAUAGCACGGUCACUCCGCCUGGAGAAUGCAGUGAUGCCAAUUACGUACCGCUGAUACAAAAUCUGCGGGAAGAAGUGAUUGUCCGUUCUAGCGGCAAUAAGAAUUCUGUUUUACGAUCCGAGGAUUUGUUAGUGUAUACGGAAGGAACAAUGUUGCUACCCAAGAAAUUCUGGGAACCUGAGAUGUUGAACACGGAUCAAUGGCUUAAUAUCGAGUUUAAUAAACCUGAACCAAUUUAUGGAGUGAUUCUGCAAGGCGGCGUUUCUGAAGAUAAAUUUGUAACUAGUUACAAGAUGCUCUUCUCGGAGGACGGCCAAACCUUCUCAUAUGUACUCGAUCAUGAGAAACAGCCACGCGUGUUUAGAGGACCCAUUGAUAAAAUCCAGUCUGUGAAGCAAAUAUUCUAUCAACCAAUUGAAGCGAAGAUUAUUCGUAUCAAUCCUCUGACAUGGCACAAUGGAAUCGUAAUUAAGAUGGAAGUGCUGGGUUGUCAGGAUCACGUAACGUCAACGACAACGAAAACAACUUCUGAAAAGGUCGUGAUACCAGUGUGCGAGGAUUCAAUGGGAUUGGAUAACGGACUGAUGACCAUGCAACAAAUUUCAGUGUCGAGCUCGCCGCAGCUGGUUCAAUAUCUUCGGUUGUCCACGGAAAGUGCGUGGCGUGCCGCUUUGGACAAUCCUCAUCAAUACGUUCAGUUCAACUUCCUAGAAGCUCGAAAUCUGACCGGAGUCACAACUAAAGGCGGCGACGGCGCUUGGACGACCGCUUACAAAAUAUUUUACAGCAACGACGGACGUUAUUGGAAUCCAGUCGUCGAUGAGGACGGCGAUGAGAAGGUGUUUCUCGGUAAUUUUGACGCGGAAAGCCAGCGGACGAAUUUCUUCGAGAGACCAUUACACGCGAAGUUCCUAAAGAUACAACUCGUCAAGUGGCACAAUCAUAUUGCGUUGAAAGUCGAAAUCCUAGGCUGUUAUCUAAUGUAUCCUGUGUCAUCAACGACAUCAACAAUCAAAUCGACGACGACGUUUAAUCAAGAAUGCAACGUGUGCGACGGAAUUGAUCAAACGUCGAACGACGAAGGUUGCAAAUGCGAGGAUCCUCACUGGUGGGACGGGGAGUCGUGCAUACCAAAGCGAGAAUGUCCUUGCGUGGUUGGACACGUACCUUACGCGGUAGGUAGCAUGUACGAGACGGACGAUUGCCAGCAAUGCGUGUGCUCCUUCAGCGGAACAGCCGCUUGCUUGCCGAAGAAGUGCGAGCCUUGCUUGGAACCGGGCCUGCGAUCUGUUGUCGGUGAAUUAUGCGCCUGUCUCUGCAAACCUUGCCCAGCAGGCACCAGGCACUGUCCCACAAGCGACGUGUGUGUAAACGAGACCGCAUGGUGCAACGGUGUUCAGGAUUGUCCGGAUGAUGAGAUAGAUUGUCCAAAGAUAAUUUCUACGACACCUAUCGUGAUCGAAUCUUCGACAACAAUCAAACAAGAAAUCACUACUAUCAGUCCCCCUCCAUUGCCAUGUGAGAAACCGAUUUGUCCACUCGGUUACAGAUUAGUUUUCAAGCAGGCGUCUCAGCUAUACGAUAAACCAUAUCGUAAUGUUAAGACGAAUGUAAAAUCCAAAGGUCACAAAAGUUUUAUUAAGGAGUACAAAAAGCAUCCAUAUCGUCAUCCGAUUCAUGAUCGUCCAAUGAAGGAUCAAUUAGCAUCGGAAAGUAUUCAAUGCCCUGAGUUUAUUUGUGUGGCCAAUAAACCUCCUGUCUAUCCUAACGGGGAAAAGUCUGAGAAGUGUCCAGAGGUGUCUUGUCCACCUCAGUACGAAGUAGUGUAUAAGAAGAUGAGCAUGUACAAGAUGCACAAAUGUCCCAAAUAUGCUUGCCGACCAUUACCACCACAGGAGGUAAUUUGCAACGUUACAGGUCGAACAUUCAACACGUUCGAUAACAUGGAAUACAAGUACGAUAUCUGCAAUCACAUUUUAGCCCGAGACAUGUAUGGUAAUGAGUGGUAUAUUACGUUGGAGAAACAGUGCAUCGACUCGCGUGGACAGUGGUCUUGCACACGGGUCUUGGUGGUGACGCUGAAUGAACGCGCAAUCGUGCUUUAUCCAGAUUUACAUGCAGACAUUGACGAGCACACUUUCACGGCCGAGCAGAUCGCGCGACUCGGAAAUCGAUUACCCGGUUUUAAGCUUUCACGCACAGGCGACAAGAUCAUCUUUGUCUCGCAUCGCUAUGGUUUUUGGGUGAUCUGGGACUCGGGCACCAACGUAAAGAUCGGCGUCACCACUAAACUGGCAGGUCGCGUGGAUGGCUUGUGCGGAUACUUCGACGGUGAUAUCACGAAUGAUCGCCAGACACCUGAAGGUACACAAGCGAGAAGCACAGUUCAGUUUGGGGACAGCUGGGCGAUGGAAAACACAGAAUGCGAUGUACAUGUAUGUCCACAUGACGUUCAGGAACGGGCUUGGACCAUCUGCAAUUCCGUGAAAAGUCCAAUGCUACUAGACGCGUGUUCUGCAGUUGUCGACGUCGACAGAUUUAUGUCUGGCUGCGUGGAGAGCAUGUGCUCUUGUUUGCAAACUUCUAAUAGUUCCUAUGAAGACUGUCGGUGUCGUUUACUGACGAGCUUCGUUGGCGAAUGCGAAGCUACUCUCGGUCCUGGCGCUGAUCCGUUAUCGGAUUGGAGAACCGCUUAUGAUUGUCCUGCGAGUUGCCCAUCACCGUUUGUUCAUCGGGAUUGCUUCCGCAACAAGUGCGAAAUCACCUGCGACAAUUUACACGAAGUGGAACCAUGUCCGUCAAUGCGAGGCGUUUGCUUCCCCGGCUGCUUCUGCCCGGAUGGACUGGUGCGUCGAAAUGACGAAUGUGUGCUGCCAGCGCAAUGUCGGGAUUGCGUGUGCGAUGGGCUUGGCGAUGCCAAGUUCAUCGAUUUCAAUCGCCAGGGCUUCAUGUUCGCCGGUAAUUGUACCUACCUGCUUUCGGGAAAUGUCGUGGAGAACGCGAAGAAUCGGGAAGAGACUCGUGUAUAUCAAAUCUUGAUCACUAAUGGGUAUUGCGGUACCGGUACAUGUACAGAAGCUAUCACCCUGCUCUACGAGAAGCACAUAGUACAAAUCAAACGAGCAGAACGUUCAAAGGAUCUACGGGUGAUAAUCAACGAUUCCCAGGUGGAAAACUUCCCGCACAACCUUACAUGGAUUGUUUUAAAUCGAAUGUCGACCGGAGAUGUAACUUUGCUCAUACCGUCUUUUCAAUUAGAACUUGUUACCUUCCAACAGAACUUCGCAUUUACCUUGAAACUACCUUCGCAUAUCUUCAGCGAUGAUACUGAGGGUUUGUGCGGCAGUUGCAACGCCGAUGCCGAAAAUGGUUUCGAGAAACGUGAUGGAGAGAUUACCAAUGACGUCGAGGAGUUUGGCAAAUCCUGGUUGGUCGAAGAUCUGUUGCCGCAGUUGGGUUGGAGCGAUCAAACAUGUUCCAGUAAUCAUCAACUUCAAUGUACGCCUCCACCAGAGGAAGAAGAUUUCUGCAAGAAGUUUUUAUUAGAUUUAGCAACGUUCAAGCAAUGUCAUAGCAUUGUUGAUCCAAAACCAUAUUUAGAUUGUUGUCACGAUGCGUUAUGCACUGGCAGAAAUUAUUGCGACAGCUUAGAGAUGUACGCGAGGAAGUGUUCGGAAGCUGGUCUAUGUUUAGAUUGGAGAACUAACGAAAUCUGUCCUUACAAGUGUCCCAAAGAUCUUGUCUACCAGGCAUGUGGAUCCAGCUGUAAAGAAACAUGUGAUACCAUAAACGGUUCAGAUAAUUCUAAGUGCGCGUCUGAUCUUGUCGAAGGAUGUUUUUGUUCAGUGGAUCAUGUGUUCCAUAAUGAUUCCUGUAUACCGAAGAAGAAUUGUUUUAUUUGUGAUAAAGAUGGUCACGUGCAGGGAGAUAUCUGGCACCCGGAUAAAUGCACCGAAUGCAAUUGCAAUGAUGGAGUUGUAAACUGUCAAACGAUGGAAUGUCCUGUGUUGGAUACGAUCUGUGAAGAAAAUAUGACACCUGUACUUAUCAAUGGAACUGAGGAGAGAUGUUGCGCUAAAUAUUUGUGUGCUCAAAAGCCGACAGCGCCUACAAUAUGUAUUGAGUCACAGGAGCCAGAAUGUGGCUUUGGUCAGACAAUGAAAGCGAUUACCGAUGCUGAUGGUUGUCACAAAUUUAUAUGUCAAUGCUUGCCUGUAAGCGAAUGUCCCAUUUUCGAUAAUUUUACAAAUGAAAUUGAGCAACUACAACCUGGUUUUAUACAUAUAAUGAAUACAUCUGGUUGCUGCCCGCGACCAAGUAAAAUAUGCGAUCCGAGAAUUUGUCCUUCUGCACCAAACUGUCUGGAUUAUUAUAAUGUUAUUACAACAAUGCUUGUAGACAGUUGUUGUCCCACUUACGAAUGUGUGCCGCCAAAGGAUGUUUGUCUUUAUACAAAUAAUGAAGAACAAGGCAAACAACAAGUGGUAGCAAAAAAAAUUGGUGAAGAAUGGAAGGACGGUAAAUGCAAAUCGUGCGUGUGCGAGAAUUCGGAUGAUGGUCCUAAAACAAAUUGUUUACUCACGGAAUGUUCAAGUAUGAGCGCACAUCCUGAUGUAGACGAUUAUGUACUUGAAGAAAUAUUAUUGAAUGAUAAAUGCUGUCCAAUCUUCGAGCGUACUGCUUGCAAAUGGAAAGGCAAUAUAUACAAUAUUGGCGAAAGUUGGAAGCCCAAUAUUGAAGAUGCUUGCCUCAUGAUGCAAUGUAACAAAGAUUCAGGUAGUAUACAGAUAUUGAAUAAAGUUCAAGAAUGUGAUAUCACGUGUGAUUAUGGGUACAAAUAUCAAGCGCCUAAAGAUACCAGCGUUAAUUGCUGUGGUUCGUGUAUCCAAGUUGCAUGCAUUGUAGAAGACACGCUUAAAAAUGUAGGAGAACAAUGGUACUCUGACGAUCAUUGUACAAUGUAUCUUUGCAAAUCAAUAAAUGGAAGUGUGUACCUAGAAGCGAGUACUGAAACUUGCCCAGAAAUCGAUCCGCAAGUGAAAUCCGAGUUCGAAAUAGAAGCACACAAAAUUCCAGGAAGAUGUUGUCCGGAAAUUGUUAAAACAGCUUGUCGUAAUGAUGGAAAAUUGUAUAAACCUGGAGAAAUUUGGAAAUCUCUCACAGAUAGCUGUGUCAUCGAGACAUGUGUGGAUGGUCCGAAUAUAACAAAGCGUAUAGAGGUUGAAGUGUGUUCAAAACAGUGUGCUCAAGGAUGGUCGUAUCAAGAACCAGAAGAUGGUAAAUGUUGCGGAGAAUGCAAGCAAGCGUUUUGUGUGCUCGAAGAUACUCUGUAUGCGCCUGGCAUGACAUGGUCGUCCGAUGAUAAUUGUACUACUUAUAUGUGCAUGGAAACUAACGAACAGCUAUCUCUUGCUGUGAGUCCAGUUGCUUGUCCAGAUGUAACAAAUUGCCCUGAUGAAUCGAUUUAUCAUGAUCAAUGCUGCAAACAAUGUAAUAUGAGCGUUAAUAUAAAAGAUCAGAUUAAAGAAACAUGUGAAGCAGUUUUCAUAGAUGCAAAUAGUACUGUAGGUAUGCUGAGUAUAAAUCAUUCAUUUCAUGGAAAAUGUAAAAACGUGGAUGCUAUUGAGGGUAUUAAACAAUGCAGUGGAUCAUGCCAAUCUUCAACAUUCUUUGACAGUGAAAACUGGAAUCAAGUAAAUGAUUGUCAGUGUUGUCAAGUGAAAGAAUACAUGGGUAUCAUUGCCAAUUUGAAAUGCGAAGACGGCAAAAGAUUGAAGAAACAAAUGGCAAUACCGCGUUCUUGUUCUUGUCAAAAUUGUGGUUCCUCAAAUGUUAAGAACGAUAAUAAGACAAAGACGAAGGGUUAAUCUCUAAAGGAUGUAUGCUUGCUUGAUCAUUUAUUCUUAUUCAUGUAUUUUUAAAUAAGAUAUUCUCUCCUGUAUUUCAAUAUAU